GAGCCACCCAAGUGCUCCUUUAGUCUCUUUUAAAACAUAUAAUCUUUGCAUGAGAUUGGACUUCAGUAUUUUCUGUUGUUCAUUUUCAUGUGGAAUUAAUUUGCCUGGAUAUUUAGAAGGGAGGCAGGAUUUAGAAUAGUUAUCUCUAAUUUCCGUGUUCUAGGCUGUACAUUCUAUUGAUGUUAGAAAGUUUUAAAAGACACAGUAACUCAUUUUCUGAGCUCUCCUGGCUCUGUUUUUUUUCUCCCACUUUCUUUUUUUUUAAGUUAGCUCUGUACCCAACAUGGGGCUCGAACUCACUACUCAGAGCACGUACCACUGAUGUAGCCAGCCGGGUACACCUUUCUCUCUCAUCUUCAACCAGACUUGCAUUUCUCUCAGUCUCUAUUUUCUCUGUCCUGUACAUUUGGUAUUCUAUUUCCAGUUGUUUCUCUCUAGGGUAUUUAGCCUAGAAGGGAGCUUUGGGUAGUGAGCCUUGAGAGUUCAUGGGGCCCAGACUGUCUAGGCCUUCUAGAAGCUCCCGCAAAGCCCUUUGCGGCUGUCUGCCAUUGGACUUUGCUCACCGCCUGGUUUCAGCUGCUUUUGUCACCCUGUCCCAUUGCUUCUCUCUGCUUCCUGCUUUGUACCUGCUCCCACCAUGGCGAUCCUGUAGCUGUCCGUGAUUUGUCCCCACUUGCUGGUAUUUUGGGGUUCAUUAGGAAUACCUCAUCACUCAAUCUUGUUAUAGACAUGGGUCUGGGUUUUGGUUUUGCUAUCCUACUUGCUCGUGUGUUUUUAUGGCGGGACACGGAAAGGUUAAAAAUCUUCGUCACUGCUGUCUUUUCGUAGUUGGACUCUUAAAGGGUUCUGUCACAGUACCUUGAGGCCUCUUUUUCCCUCCCUGGCGCUUGUCAUCAGUUUCUCCUUUGGUGCAUAGACACCUUGUUCACUGUUGAGUCAGGUGUAUCAACUGGGAAUAGAAGCACCUUUGCAAGUUUACCGGUUAUACAUUUGAUCAUGCAUUUACGUAGAAAUGUUGCACAUACUCCAUAAAGGAAGAUUUAAGGGGCGCCUGGGCGGCCCAAUUGGUGAAGCAUCUGACUCUUGACUUCUGCUCAGGUCAUGAUCUCGUGGCUCGUGAGAUCAAGUCCCGAAUCAGGCUCUGCACUCAGCUUGGAGCCUGCUUGGGAUUCUCUCUCUCCCUCUCUCUCUCUCUCUCUCUGCUCUGCCCGUCCCCACCCCCAUACUGUCCCUACCCCCUGCACUCACCGAAAGAAAAAAGAAAAGGGAGAUUUAAGGCAGGAGAUUGGUUUCUCCUUUUUAUAAUUGUUUUCUCUAAGAAAUUAUGUAGAAUUUAAAUCUGGAAGAAGGGGAAGAGGAGCCACUCUAUUCACAGGAUGUGAGAAUUUAGAACUUUAUGCCUCUUGGAACUUAUUCGUUAACAGGAGUUGUCGCUAGACCCGUAGCUGAAAGCGGGUGAUCUGAAAACUUUAAUUUGACUCCUCCUGCCCCACAGGAGUGUUGACUGGGGGCUGGGAGCACUUAGUGCCAAAAGGAACACAGCUGUAGAGUUGAGGGCAUAGUCUAGUUGGGGACAGAUCGAUACAUGAUUUAUUUUGUAAACAUUUACCACAAAUAAUUAAAACAAAACACGUAAGAUAAAAUAUCACGGUGACGUUGAUUCCUGACUUCUCCAGGAUGUCCCAUUUUUACGUAGUAUGUUUAGAUCCGUGUGUUGAUAGACCACAUCUGACACGACAUGGCCUCAUUUUUGUUUUGGAAGAUAAGGUCUCUCUUGGCCUAAUCAGAGUGUUUCAGGAGCAAGAAGAAAGUAACUGACUGUUCCAGACAUGGUUUUUGGCUCAGGGAUGACAGUUCCAACCCCUGCCCGUGAGGGCGCUUGGGGAAAAGGACGAUGGUGCUCCCAGGCCACGGUAGCAGGGCGGUGCUGUGGUUUGGGUCUGCUCUGGAAGCCAAAGGAAAGCACAGCAGAGGCGCUUAGCGGGAUGGUGCCUCGAGCCGCAGAAACGGAUUAUGGGAGCGACCGCCCUGGGGAGAAGGGCCCGUUCAGGUGGCAGAGACGCAGUCCUGCGCGAGUCUGACUCCUGCCCACUCGCCGGCCACCCUCCUCUCGCUCUGGAUGAUGUCAGAACAGGAUCUGGCGGACGUGGUGCAGAUUGCCGUGGAAGACCUGAGUCCUGGUCACCCAGUGGUCCUGGAGAACCAUGUGGUGACGGACGACGACGAGCCGGCCCUGAAGCGCCAGCGCCUGGAGAUCAACUGCCAGGACCCCUCCAUCAAGUCGUUCCUGUACUCCAUUAACCAGACAAUCUGCUUACGGUUGGAUAGCAUCGAGGCCAAGCUGCAAGCUCUGGAGGCCACUUGUAAGUCGUUAGAGGAGAAGCUGGACCUGGUCACGAACAAGCAGCACAGCCCCAUCCAAGUCCCCAUGGUGGCCGGCUCCCCCCUCGGCGCGACCCAGACGUGCAACAAAGUGCGAUGCGCCGUCCCCCAGACUACAGUAAUACUCAACAGUGAUCGGCAGAGCGCCAUUGUAGCCAAGAUGGAAGAACCCUUGGGCAACAGGGCACCGGACCCCCUGGAAAGUACCGUUAGCAACGCGGUGCCCGGGAGACGGCAGAACACCAUUGUGGUGAAGGUGCCGGGUCAGGAUGACAGCCACAACGAGGACGGGGAGAGCGGGUCCGAGGCCAGCGACUCCGUCUCCAACUGUGGACAGUCGGGAAGUCAGAACAUUGGGAACAACGUCACCCUCAUCACCCUGAACUCGGAAGAGGACUACCCCAACGGCACCUGGCUGGGCGACGAGAACAACCCGGAGAUGCGGGUGCGCUGUGCCAUCAUCCCGUCCGACAUGCUCCACAUCAGCACCAACUGCCGCACCGCCGAGAAGAUGGCGCUGACGCUGCUGGACUACCUCUUCCACCGGGAGGUGCAGGCCGUGUCCAACCUCUCGGGCCAGGGCAAGCACGGCAAGAAGCAGCUCGACCCCCUCACCAUCUACGGGAUCCGGUGUCACCUUUUCUAUAAAUUUGGGAUCACGGAGUCCGACUGGUAUCGAAUCAAACAGAGCAUCGACUCCAAAUGUCGGACAGCCUGGCGGCGAAAACAGCGAGGCCAGAGCCUGGCCGUCAAGAGCUUCUCGAGGAGAACGCCGUCCUCGUCUUCGUACGGCGCUUCAGAGACCGUGAUGAGCACGCCGCCCCCCGCCAGCGAGAUGCCGCAGCCUCCGCCACAGGCCCUGCACUACGCCCUGGCCAACGCCCAGCAGGUCCAGAUCCACCAGAUCGGAGAGGACGGACAGGUCCAAGUAAUCCCACAGGGCCACCUCCAUAUCGCACAGGUGCCACAGGGCGAGCAGGUGCAGAUCACGCAAGACAGUGAGGGCAAUCUCCAGAUCCACCACGUGGGACAGGACGGGCAGGUGCUGCAGGGGGCCCAGCUGAUAGCCGUGGCCUCUUCCGACCCUGCUGCCGCGGGGGUGGACGGCUCACCUCUCCAGGGCAGCGACAUCCAGGUCCAGUACGUCCAGCUGGCUCCGGUGACUGACCACACCGCUGCAGCUCAGACGGCUGAGACCCUGCAGCCCACCCUGCAGCCGGAAAUGCAGCUUGAGCAUGGAGCGAUCCAGAUCCAGUAGGCGGGCCGGGCCACCCACCCACAACAGAACCUAAGACAGAGCCGCUGCCGUGCUCGGCGCCGGCCCCGGCCAGCCACCCUGUUCUCCACGCGCCCUGGUCCCAUGGCUUUGCACGGAGGUGACUGCACGUGCUCUGUUCGAGUGCAUCUGAAAGCCUCACCCGCCGGGGAGAGUGUCCCAAUGCAUACAAGGUGACAGUAACGGCCGCUGCCCCUGCCGGAAGACCCUUACUUUUUGUCCCACUGUCGGCGUCUAGAGAAGAGUGGGGAGGCACAGCGUGCGUUGCAUCGAGUACGUGCGGAAAAUCAAGAACUACGAUAUUUUUCUCUGUUCAAACAGCUUUUUUAAUUUGCUAUGGUGUUUAUAACAAAAAAGAAAAUUGAAAAAAAAAUGGAGUAGCAGAAGCCUUUUGCUGUGUGCUCUGUUCAGUGUAACGAAAAUAGGUAUUUGCAGAAGACAACUAACGAUUUUGAUGGAAAUAUUGCUUACCUACUUUUCUAGGGGGAAAUGCUCUCAGAACUGUUAAUUAUGCAUUUCUAAUGAAAUAAAAUGUAUUUAUGACCACA
Messenger RNA from Prionailurus viverrinus (fishing cat), 4206 nucleotides. RefSeq names its product BTG3 associated nuclear protein (gene BANP). The record is from RefSeq and is a predicted model, not a curated record. Bases 2120 to 3640 code for a protein of 506 amino acids. Gene Ontology annotation, biological process: negative regulation of protein catabolic process; protein localization to nucleus. Lineage: Eukaryota; Metazoa; Chordata; Mammalia; Carnivora; Felidae. Gene Ontology annotation, molecular function: DNA binding. The transcript has 13 exons.